Mytilus trossulus (common blue mussel) is the source of this 3303-nucleotide messenger RNA. RefSeq names its product heat shock 70 kDa protein 12A-like. The record is from RefSeq and is a predicted model, not a curated record. Lineage: Eukaryota; Metazoa; Mollusca; Bivalvia; Mytilida; Mytilidae. Gene Ontology annotation, molecular function: ATP binding; ATP-dependent protein folding chaperone. The transcript has 4 exons. Bases 8 to 1774 code for a protein of 588 amino acids.
UGAAAUAAUGGCGACAUCAUCCGACAAUACUGCACCGGAUGCUACUUCGAGACCACUUAUUGUAGUAGCAUUAGAUUUUGGAACAACGUAUUCCGGGUAUGCUUUUUCUUUUAUUGAUAAACCUCAUGAAAUACUAACCAAUCAAGUAUGGAAUAGUCAAAAAUACCACCUGGCGUCCAUUAAAACACCAACAUGUUUGCUGAUAAACAAGACACAAAAAGACGAUUACCGGUUUGGAUACGAAGCUGAAGAUGAUUAUUCAGACAUGCAGACAGAGGAAACAGGGGAAGCUGACGAGUAUUACUUCUUUGACAGGUUUAAAAUGGAACUUCAUGUACAACAGGACGUUUCAGAGCAAAUGUUGUUAUACGAUGUGAAAGGCCAAUCUCUAUCAGCGAUAGAAGUGUUUUCAACAGCCAUAAAAGCACUCAAAGAUCAUCUAAGGACUAAUCAUAUAGAGAAGAAUAUGAGGGACAUCAAAAUGCAAGAUAUAAAAUGGGUAUUAACUAUUCCAGCAAUAUGGAGCGCAAAAUCAAAGCUCUUUAUGAGACGAUGCGCAGAAAGGGCUGGUAUACAGAGUAACAGACUAUGUUUAGCCUUAGAGCCUGAAGCAGCGGCGUUAUAUUGUCAGCAUCAAAAACGCACUAUUGACGAAUAUGAAGUGAGAAGCAUUGCAAAGAUAGACCAAGGAUCAAAUUAUUUAGUAAUUGAUAUUGGAGGUGGAACCAUAGAUAUUGUAGCACACAAGAAGUUAAUACAUGACAAAGUUGAAGAAUUAUGUUCAGCAUCAGGUAACCACUGCGGAGGUACACGUAUCGAUCGGGAAUUUAUGGAAAUGAUGGAAACUAUCGUUGGAAAAAAUGUGAUGGAGGGACUUAAAAAGGAAUAUACUUUGAAUUAUUUAGAUUUCAUGCGAAACCUUGAAAUAUUUAAAAGAGGUGUUGGUAAUGUGAAAAAGUCAACAAUCAAUAUGUCUAUACCACUAACGGUAUUAAAUGAUCUCUGUAAAAAAUUUGACAAAGGAUCAUUUUCUGAAGCUGUUAGUCAAUCAGCUUAUAAAAACGAUUUGAAAAUCAAAGGCAAUGUACUACAGGUCAAAAUGACACUUGCAAGAGAAAAAUUUAAAAGCAUAACUGACGAAAUAGUGAAAGAAAUUAAAAAUGUACUCACACGUGUUGAAGGUUCGACGAUUGAUACGCUUUAUGUUGUUGGCGGAUGUUCGGAAUCAAGUAUAAUACAAGAGGCUAUAAAGGAUUCUUUUAAGGACAAACGAAUAGUUACGCCCGAAGAACCGACCCUCGCAGUUUUAAAAGGCGCUGUUUUAUUUGGUCAUACACCAGACUUUGUUUUAUCAAGGGUAACAAGGUUUGCAUAUGGACGACGUAUACGUCCUAUUUUCAACGAGUUGGAACAUGAUACCAAUCGAAAAGUAGAAAACGAUGGAGAGUUCCGUUGUAUAAAUGUCUUUGAUCUCUUAAUGAGAAAGAAUACACACUGUGCAGUGGGAUGCACACACUCAAUAGAAUAUCACACGUAUGAGAGAAACCAGGCUAAGGUAACAGUCGCUGUUUACGUGUCGAAAAAUGAUGAUACUAAGUAUAUAGAUGAGGAAGGUUGUGAGAAACUUGGGGAGCUUGUAGUAGAUAUACCAAACCCAACAAGUGAAAGACGAUAUGUUAAUGUCGAUUUCCAGUUUGGUGGAACGGAACUGGUUGUCACAGCUACUGUGGAAGGAGAAAUGACGCCGUGUACUGCACACUUUGAAUUGAUAUAACCAGUUAUAAGAAACCAUGUUUGAAAGUAAGAAUGCAGUCAAGCAAUGCUGCCCAUUCCAUGACAAACAUUCUGUUCAAAAAUAAUAUGAACUAGACUCCCAAACUAGGUUCAUUUUAGAAUAUAUGAUACUUAUAGAUGAUUGUUGAUAAUCUGAACGAGAUUGGUUUUCUCGCUAGAGUCGGUACAGACCAAUGAUACUCUUUCGAUCGCUAUUUUAUCUACGACACCAUUGUAAAUUCAUGUUAAUUGCAUCAGCAACGCCAAGUUUCGAGCGAUAAUUUUCCAUCUCAACCGAUUAGCAUGAUAUGAAAAAUUAUCACAAAAAAGAUCAAAAGAAAAAUGCACAAAAUAGCAAUAAAUUAACUUUCUAUUAGUUAAUCCUUUAGGCAUCUUCUCAACUUUGUCUGAUUAAAGGAAUUUCAAACUUUGUAUUAAUACCUUAAAAACGGAACUUGUCAGUUGAAAAUUUAGUUUAGGUUAGUAUGUGUUUUGUAUAAUAUGAAAUGAAUUCUUUUAAUUAGUUUGUAGAAGAUAAUGAUUAUCUCUCUUUAAACGAAGAAAGACAUUGUCAUCUUUGUACAAACUUAAGAUAUAUAGUUCAGUGUUCAAGGCUCAUAAAUCAAAGUGAUUGGUUUUAAUCAACUUGUUUAAUAGUCCGUUCAUUGUUUAUAUAAACCGGCACUUAUAUAAGUUUGAUCCUAACAAUUAUUAAUUGAUUGCGUGAUAUGAUGUGUCUGUGCCUUAAAGUCAUAAGAAACCUCAAAUUAAAAAAAAAAUGCAUAUGUUUUUUUAUAACUAAAUGGAGAGUUUUCAUUAUACAACUUAUGUACAUAUACUUUUUUCUGAGGGAAAUUCUUUAAUUUGUCCACAUUUUGUAGAAGUUUACUUAUUCUUUAUUGCUUGCUUCCAGGAAGCAAUUCGCCGACAUAUUUUCCGUGUGCAUAGUGACCCGAGCGUAACCCUCCUCGUAAAAAUCCGGUGAUCGCAAUACGCAUGGAUCUGUCAUUGAAAUAAACAAAUACCUGAUUAUACAUGUUAAACACGUGCUCAAUACCCAUGCUUUUUUGUGAUUUGUUUACUAUAAUGUGAUAAUCGAUAAAACUCGGCUUCAAAACACGGCAUUUAAUGAGCAGCCAUAUUUGUUAAAUCAUAACAAACAGAGAGAAAACAAAUUGACAAUUUUAUGAUAUAUUUGCGAAAAUAAUGAUCAAAUCGUGCACAAAGGACUAAGUUUAUGAUAUAUACAUACAUUGGUUCAAGAAUUGGAUAAAGAUUAUUUUUCACAACUCACUCGUUUAAUAUGACUUUAACUAACUAGCGACAUGUUUUUACAGUCUUAGAUCUUUAAACACUUUAACAGUCGUAUUAUUAUCGAUAAUAUUACCGAUUUACUUCUAUUUCCGACUGUGACAUUUUGUCUGACUACUGGUUGACAAGGCGGAUGACACAUACACAGCAAGAGACGCGGACCAAAAAAUGUGUGUCUAGAUGUUGUAUAAUGCAUGUUGUUUAUAAAAUUUGUGUACU